AUGGAAUUUUAUGAUAAAAAUUAUGACAAGGAACAUCCAAGGAAUUUAAUACCAGAGUUAUGUAGACAGUUUUAUCACCUUGGAUGGGUGACUGGUACCGGAGGUGGAAUUUCUAUAAAACAUGAAAGUUUCAUGGACGUAAAUUGGUUUAGAAAUGAAAUUUACAUUGCACCAUCAGGAGUCCAGAAAGAACGAAUAGUGCCAGAAGAUAUGUUUGUCCAGACUGUAGACGGAGUUGACAUUUCUUCGCCACCAGCUGAGAAGAAAUUCAAGAAAUCUCAGUGUACUCCGCUGUUCAUGUGUGCUUACACGUCAAGGAAUGCUGGAGCUGUUAUCCACACGCACUCAAAAUUUGCUGUGAUGGCAACGUUGCUCUGGCCAGGUCGGGAAUUUCGAGUCACUCAUCUGGAAAUGAUUAAAGGUAUAAGGAACCAAAAAUUGAACAGAGCGUACAGAUUCGACGAGGAGUUGGUGGUUCCAAUAAUUGAAAACACUCCAUUUGAAGAAGAUCUCAAAGAUCGUAUGGCGGAAGUCAUAAAAGAGUACCCUGAAACUUGCGCCGUUUUAGUACGUAGGCACGGUGUCUAUGUCUGGGGUGACAAUUGGCAGCAAGCUAAGACAAUGACGGAAUGUUAUGAUUAUCUAUUUGAUAUUGCGGUUCAAAUGAAACAAGCGGGUAUUGAUCCGUUGCUGACACCUGAAGAUUAUGAACUCAAGUAUCAGCUGUCUAAUAAAUAA
Cotesia congregata is the source of this 738-nucleotide messenger RNA. The record is from the annotation of a GenBank genome assembly. NCBI's taxonomy places the organism in Eukaryota, Metazoa, Arthropoda, Insecta, Hymenoptera, Braconidae.